This is a messenger RNA of Penicillium cosmopolitanum, 696 nucleotides long. RefSeq names its product Ubiquitin-conjugating enzyme E2. The record is from RefSeq and is a predicted model, not a curated record. Gene Ontology annotation, molecular function: cysteine-type endopeptidase inhibitor activity; ubiquitin conjugating enzyme activity. Gene Ontology annotation, cellular component: nucleus. The transcript has 8 exons. NCBI's taxonomy places the organism in Eukaryota, Fungi, Ascomycota, Eurotiomycetes, Eurotiales, Aspergillaceae. Gene Ontology annotation, biological process: negative regulation of apoptotic process. Bases 1 to 696 code for a protein of 231 amino acids.
AUGGGAGACCAGUGCACCCUCCGCUUGAUGCGGGAACUCCGACUCUUGCAGAAUGGCGACUCUCUUGCCAUGACGGUGCACUACAAUGAGCGCGACAUCUGCGACAUCUGGGCUUUAAUGAUUGGCUCACCUGGCACCCCCUACGCCUAUGGUUUCUACCAAUUUGCGAUCAAAAUCCCUCCCGAAUACCCCGCCAAGCCACCCAAAGUCGCCAUCAAGACCACAAAUCGUGGCCAGACUCGAUUCGGCCCGAAUCUUUAUUCCUGCGGAAAGGUUUGCCUGUCUAUUCUUGGAACAUGGCAAGGAAAAUCUGGCGAGCAAUGGUCACCUGCACAAGGAUUGGAAUCAGCGUUGCUGUCGAUCCAGAGCCUGCUCUCCAUAGAUCCUUACUAUAAUGAGCCAGGAUUCGAAAAGUCUAAUUCUAGGUCCGAAGAAAAAGAGGUCCAGGAUUACAAUUCAAAGAUCUGCCACGAAAAUUUACGACUCACAGUAAUCGAACCUCUGGAAAAGAUACUGCACCUGACUGAACAAUUCGGGCCAGAAGCGAGCUCAUCGUCUGGCUCGUGGCACCAAGGAGUCGUCGAUGACUAUAUGAAGCAGCGAUUUCUUUGGUACCUGGAGCAGUACAAGCAAACCAUCGAAGAACAAAGUCAAGACAUUUCAAUCAAGAAGCGAGACAAGGGGGAUUUCCCUUAG